Saccostrea cuccullata (small rock oyster) is the source of this 474-nucleotide messenger RNA. RefSeq lists its product as uncharacterized. The record is from RefSeq and is a predicted model, not a curated record. NCBI's taxonomy places the organism in Eukaryota, Metazoa, Mollusca, Bivalvia, Ostreida, Ostreidae. Bases 7 to 375 code for a protein of 122 amino acids. The transcript is spliced from 2 exons.
AAGUACAUGUACUUGAAAAUUUUCCUAAUCUUUGUUGGGGUACAUUUACAGACAAGGAGAGGAUAUGCAAAGGACUCUGGUUUAGUGUUUAUAGGAAAAAGUACUUCAGUAGUGCCAACUGAAGUCCCUACACAGCAACUGACCACCACAAGCAACCCAACAAAUAACACGGGAGAAGAAAUAGGUGACGAUUACUUCAAAACUGGGCAAGCAGAAAGGAUAGCCUUGGCGAUAGGGCUGCCGAUUUCAUUCAUAUUGGCUGUCAUAGUGUUUCUAAUUAUCAAGAAAUUGAAAAAAGACAUUUUAUUUCGACAGCCUAUAACUGCUACUUAUGAUAUGCAAAGCGAGGACGUUGAAAUAGUUCUAAAGAAAUAAAAUGUGUUUAUUUCUCAUCUUUAUAUUUUGUGUCUGCUAAGAUUAUAUGUCAUUGUUAAUAAUAAUUCUGAGUAUUUCAAACAAAUUAUUAAACGUCAC